Suillus plorans is the source of this 576-nucleotide messenger RNA. RefSeq lists its product as uncharacterized. The transcript is spliced from 2 exons. The record is from RefSeq and is a predicted model, not a curated record. NCBI's taxonomy places the organism in Eukaryota, Fungi, Basidiomycota, Agaricomycetes, Boletales, Suillaceae. The coding region runs from base 1 to 576 and encodes 191 amino acids.
AUGGCUCUUGCCCGAACGCGGAUCGACGGACUCAACUCCUGCGAACGGUGGGCAACAACUCGGAUCAGCAUGGCUCUUGCUCGAACAAGGAUCGACGGACUCACCAACUGCGAACGGCGGGCAACAACUUGGGUCAGCAUGGCUCUUGCCCAAAUGAGGAUCGACAGACUCAACUCCUGCGAACGGUGGGCAACGACUCAGAUCAGCAUGGCUCUUGCCCAAACGAGGAUCGACGGAUUCACAGUCUGCAAAUGGUGGGCAACAGCUUGGAUCAGCAUGGCUCUUGCUCGAAUGAGAAUCGGCACACUCACAUACUGCGAACGCGUGGGUGUGGGUGAGGGUCCGGGUACCCAAAAUGCGGACCCCCACCCGUACCCGAGGGGUACCCGCACCCACCACCCGCACGGGUUUUCAAAACCCGUGCAUAUGCCUACAUGCACUGAGAUCCACGAGGAUGGUGCAGUGCUUUUCCGGCUGUUUACAGACUUCAUCAUGGACCCAUCAACCCCUCGUGAUUGCAUCAUUGUCUGCGACGACAAGCAGUGGUUGAGGAUCAAUUUCCUGCAGCAGCCAUAG